CACCGCUUGCCAUCCCUACCUAAAACGAGGGAGUAGCAAAUUACACCCCUACAGCUCUUUACUCUUCCUGUCUUCGUUCUUGGUUUCUAUAAUACACUCUACUUCUCCAAAAGAAAAACGCAAUUGUUCCUCGGAGAUGGUUUCAUACAAUAAGCUUUCCGCUUGUUGUAUAUCUCACGAGUUCUACAAAGUUGCUACAAUCAACCCCAAUAAAAUUGCAGUGAUUCAAGCUUGUGGGGGUGUCAAAAUCGCCAAAGAAUUUCAACUCUUUUGCAGCGAAAACGGUGACGGAGAAACACGCGAGAAGUUUGAAGAGUUUGUAUCUUCCAAGACGACGUCGGUUAAUCCCCCGGUUUACGAAGGUGAUGAGUGCUUCACGUAUUCCGAUGUUCUGUCCGCCGUUGAUUCUCUCAGUUCACGGCUCCGUUGCAUUCUUGACGGUGGCGAUGACCCUAAUCUUCUGAAACCCUCUUCAGUAGUUAAUAUGCAUCAUACUGCAAAUAACUGCAGUUCUAAGGGCCAGUCAAUCUUGGGGUCUUCUGAUCAAGGUUUAGAGCAGUAUAAACAGCUCCAUAAAACAUAUUGCCCUAGAAUAGUUGGAAUAUAUAUGGAACCUUCAGUUGAGUACAUUGUUGCUGUUCUAUCCGUUUUGAGGUGCGGAGAAGCAUUUCUGCCUUUAGAUCCAUCUUGGCCAAACGAAAGGGUACAAUUGGUAAUAUCUUCUUCAAAAGCUAGUCUUAUUGUGGGCUAUGGAUCUUCUGUUGGUGGAACUUGUCAUCAGCUUGACAAAUUACAAUGGCUCAUUGAUAAAGGCAGUUAUCCUGUCUUUUAUAUGUCAAUGGAGGAUUUCAUCCCAAAAAAAUCUGAUUUGUUGUUAGGCUGGCCUUGUGAAAGUGAAAGGUUGAGAUCGUUCUGCUACUUGAUGUACACAUCUGGAUCGACUGGAAAACCUAAGGGUGUAUGUGGCACUGAAGUAGGUCUUCUGAAUCGCUUUUUGUGGAUGCAAGAAUCAUAUCCCUUUCAAAAAGAAGAAAUCCUUUUUUUCAAAGCAUCAAUAAGCUUCAUUGACCAUUUGCAAGAAUUUUUAGGAGCUAUGCUUGCUAAUUGUACGUUGGUCAUACCUCCUUUCAAUCAGCUGAAGGACACAAUAUUUUGUGUAGUCAAUCUUUUACAGGAAUAUUCUAUUAGCAGGCUCGUGGCAGUUCCAUCUCUUAUAAGGGCGUUUCUUCCAGCUCUGCAGAGCAUAUAUUAUUCUACAGUUCAGAUUCCAUUAAAACUUCUGGUACUAAGUGGUGAAGUUUUUGAUAUAUCGCUGUGGAAGAUGCUUGUCAAGUUGCUGCCCCAGACUUCUAUUCUUAAUAUAUAUGGAAGUACAGAGGUUUCUGGUGACUGCACAUAUUUUGACUGCAAGUGGUUGCCCCCAAUGUUGGAGCAAGAUGCACCGGGUAGUGUUCCAAUAGGCAUUCCCAUUGGAAAUUGUGAUGUGGUUCUUGUUGGGGAAAAUUCUCCCUAUGAGGGUGAGAUAUGUGUCAGUGGAAGUUGUGUUGCUGCUGGAUACUUUUGUCAUCCUUCUAUUUUCCCAUUGGAUAACGUUGAGCUACAUCAAGAGGUAGCUGAUGCUGAGAACGAUAAAAAUGAAGUGAACUGUUACUUUAGAACUGGAGAUUUUGGCAGAAAACUUUCAAAUGGUAACCUGGUGUGUAUCGGGAGAAAAGACCGCUCUGUAAAGAUCAGUGGGCAGCGUAUUGCUUUAGAGGAGGUUGAAAGCGUUUUGAGGGAACACCAAGAAGUAGUUGAUGCUGCUGUAGUUUCUCGUUGUGUUCAAGGAGAUAUUUUACUUCUUGAAGCAUAUGUACUGCUCAAACAAAAGGAAAGCAACCUUGAGUUCUUCAGGUCCUCAAUUAGAUGCUGGAUAGCCAGCAAACUUCCCCUGAUAAUGGUUCCUACUCGUUUCUACUUUGUUGAAUCUUUUCCUAUGUCUUCCUCAGGGAAAGUGGAUUACAAGAACUUGGCCACUUUAGCUGCUUCUGAGGCAGGUAGCCGUAUUGAGAUUGAAGAGACUCAAGAUAUCGAUCUCAUUAAUGUUAUACAGAAGGCUUUUUCUGAUGGUCUGAUGGUUGUUGACAAGAUUUCCCUUGAUGAUAACUUCUUUGAGAUGGGUGGCAAUUCUCUAUCAGCAGCUUAUGUCUCCUAUAAUCUAGGAAUUAAUAUGAAGGACUUGUAUACUUUUCCAACUCCUUUGAAACUUCAGAAGGCCAUUCUACAUAAAAAAGUGUCCUCUAGCCGUGAGCUUAGAGCUGAUGCUUUAGUUGGAGUGAACUCGCAAGUUCAAGAAAAAAGCAAGCUUCCUUCUAAUAAAUCUUGGAUGCCCGAUCUUGAUAGCAGUAUCUCUUUGAGUUUGACAAGUGAUUACCCCAUUAAAUGUUUGAAAACGGAUUCAGAUUUGUAUAUUGAUCCCUAUGAUUUUAAUGGAAGAGAUAUGAAUAAUUCAACUAUGACAAAGGUUUCAUGUUCCUACAGCCGGUGCAACAAAGUAAGGCAUGACGCCAGAUGUGAGGGUUACCAUUGCCGAUCCGUGUUAUCUUGGGAAGUUCCACGUGAUAAAAGAGGUCUCAUGCGAGAACGGUGGAUGGUCUACAUGGAGUCUUGUGUUGAUGCAUCACCACUAGUUGUAUUUAAAGAAAGAAGUGCUUAUCUGUUUGUCGGAGCUCACUCCCACAAAUUCUUGUGCAUUGAUGCAACAAGUGGUCUUGUUUUGUGGGAGAUCAAAUUAGAAGGACGUGUUGAGAGUUCAGCAGCAGUUCUACAUGACUUUUCUCAGGUUGUUAUUGGAUGUUAUGAUGGAAAUAUUUAUUUUCUGAAUUUUUCAAAUGGCAUCCCUUGUUGGAAUUUUCAAACACAUGGAGAGGUUAAAUCGCAGCCAGUUGUUGACAAAGAGAGGCACUUGGUCUGGUGUGGAUCGCACGACCAUAAUCUCUAUGCCCUUGAUUAUGAGAAUCAGUGUUGUGUUUACAAAAUCCGAUGUGGUGGUAGCAUAUUUGGUGCACCUGCACUUGAUGAGGUGCAUGAAAAGCUCUAUGUGGCAUCCACUAGUGGCAGAGUAACAGCUUUAUUUGUCAGGGCUCUUCCAUUUUAUCAAAUAUGGGUACAAGAAUUGGGAGUUCCUAUUUUUGGGUCACUUUCAAUCAACCCUUCAUCUGGAAAUGUUAUAUGUUGCACGGUGGAUGGAAGUGUUGUUUCGCUGGGCACUGAGGGAUCUGUCAUCUGGAAGGUAGAACAAUAUUAAUUUCCUUGAACUCCACACGUUCCCUCUUGUUACGUGGAUAUAAGGAGGAUCAUUUUUUUUUUUGUGGUGAAACUGAACUA
Molecule: messenger RNA, 3366 nt
Organism: Nicotiana tabacum (common tobacco)
Lineage: Eukaryota; Viridiplantae; Streptophyta; Magnoliopsida; Solanales; Solanaceae
Source: RefSeq, a predicted model, not a curated record